UUCUCUCAAAUGUUGUUCAGGGGUGAGGAAGGCUGUGCUAGUCAUUUGCUUGCAUGUGAGCCAUAUUGCUGUUAAUACAGAGGGUGACAUUUUAGCUGUGGGGUGCAACUGUAUGGAAGGGCUCCUUGGACACUUGUUUAUUUUGUUGUGAUGUCUCCAUUUAUCAGCAUUGUUUUUCUUGAUUAAUAGUAUAUUUACUGUUCCUGCUAAGCUAACCCACAGAUAUGUAUUACUGACCUGUAUGAAAAUCAUACAUAAUCACAUGAUUAUGUGCCACCAAUGACAGCACAACAUUUUUUAGCUUAUUUCAUUACUUUGCAUAAAUCCCAUGUCUAGUUCAACAGAGUAUUCUGACUCUGAUAGACUCUGAAUACUUUGACCAUUUUGCAGCUUAUCUUUGCUUACCAUAUAAUAUGUGAUGAAACAUUUUAGUAAAAUAUUAUUUGGUGUCCUAUUUACACAUUUGUUAGUUAUUUUUGGCUUCAGAGCACAUUUUAAGAGAAUUAUGUACAAGUGAGUGGUGUGAGACUAGAACCGUUAUUGUCACUAAACACAUUCAAAAAGUUCAGCUUUCCUCACUAACACCAAAGCUGUGUUUUAACCUGAAAUCAUGGAAUUUUAUACUUUAUAACUGUGAUCUUUUUUUUUUUUUUUUUUUGCCUAGGUGCCUAAAGUCGUAGCUUAUGUGGUGUGAACAUCUGAGGUGCUUCUGACUCGGUGUGAAAGCAGGAUGGUUCUUAUUAUUCCUUUUCUCUGCACCUUAUUCUUCAUGUCUUUGGUCACAGAUGUCACAAAUGGAACUACUACUGCUGGUUGCACUACUGGAAAAUAUGAGGAGUGUCAAAAAGCAGAGUUUGUUCCAGGUCAUAAUCUUGGAGGGGAAGGGUUUGAUAUUACCACCCUUAGCAGAAAAGGAGCUUAUGUUGUCGAGGUGGAGGCUGCAAUGACUGAAAGCAAAAGCUGUACCUUAUGCAAGAAUGAGCUGAUGAAUUACAGGUUGCAGAAGUUGCCACACACUGUUGUGGAUUGGCAGGCUUUACCUAAAUGUGACUCCAAAAUAUCCAGUAAACUUUUCAAGUCAAGCUUUUCAUUUGCUGAAUCAAACAAUGCCCUGAUUGAGAAUGAUUGGAGUGUAGAGCUUGGGGUCAUGCCCAAACCUGGGGCUGAUGAAGGUGUGGUUUGGAGUGGAUCACAUUCUAAGUUGAAUGAGUUUAUGAUGAACCUUACUAGUCGGGAUGAGUACAGUUACAUAACCCAAGAAGUGGAAUGCAAAGUGUACAGCUAUAGAAUAAGGGACAAACCAGAACUUAAGGAACAGUUUCAUGAGAUGCUGAAAUCACUCCCUACUACUUACACUGCUCAUACAAAGCCUCAGUACCAGGAACUGAUUGACAUUUAUGGGACUCACUACAUUCGUAAAGUAGAGUUGGGUGGAAGAGUGAAAGAUGUCACCGCUGUCAAAACUUGUGAAGUUGCGCUUGAUGGUAUGACAAAUGAUGAGGUGAAGGACUGCCUGGGAGUUGAAGCACAUGCAGUCUAUGGUCCUGUCAAAGCAUCAGCCAAAUAUAAUGAGUGCCAUCAGCUCAAGACGAAAAACUUACAUUCUGCAAAUUUUUCAGAGAAAUAUAGUGAAAGAAUAUCUGACAUCAUAGGAGGGAAUAUCUAUGAAACUGCUGAUUUACUGUUUCCAUCUCCAAAUGACAAGUCUGCCUUUAAAACAUGGCUUUCUUCUCUGCCUGAGCACCCCGGUAUUGUACAUUAUUCUCUUUCUCCUCUUAGCAAGCUUGUAUACUCUGAUGAAACAAUCAAAAACAACCUGGCAGAAGCCAUCACUGAAUAUAUUACAGAGAAAGCCAUUAUAAAAAGAUGCCCCCCUUGCAUGAAGGGAUCAUACACUAGUUCAUUAGAUAAGUGUAACUGUACGUGUCAUUGCAAUGCUGAAGUAUCUGUAAUAUGUUGCUCUAAAAACAAGGGUACUGCAGAGUUCACAAUGGUGAUUGAAAGAGCAUUUGACCUAUAUGGGGAUCCAGGGGGUAAUACUGAUGGUUUUGUUGAGGUCACCUUUGGUUCAGAGAAAGUAAGAACCCCAGUAGUAGAUGAUAAUAAUAAUCCUCAGUGGCAUCAUACAUUUGAUUUUUGCCAUGUCAACCUACAAUCAGAGGUAAAGGUUAAGGUCGCUGUCCAUGACGCUGAUCCAUAUUGGGAUGACUUCCUUGGUGAGUGCACCAAAUCUGUGGUUCCUAAAGUCAUAGCUUACCUGGUGGGAAAAUCUGAGGUGCUUAUGACUCAGUGUGAAAGCAGAAUGGUUCUUAUUAUUCCUUUUCUGUGCACCUUAUUCUUCAUGCCUUUGGUCACAGAUGCCACAAAUGGAGCUAUUAUUGCUGAUUGCACUACUGGAAACUAUGAAGAGUGUCAAAAAGCAGAGUUUGUUCCAGGUUAUAAUCUUGGAGGGGAAGGGUUUGAUAUUACCACCCUUAGCAGAAAAGGAGCUUAUGUUGUCGAGGUGGAAGCUGCAAUGACUAAAAACAAAACCUGUACCUUAUGCAAGAAUGAGCUGAUGAAAUACAGAUUGCAAAAGUUGCCGCACACUGUUGUGGAUUGGCACGUUUUUCCUAAAUGUGGUUCCAAAAUAUCCAGUAAAGUUUUUGAGUCGAGCUUUUCCUUUGCUGAAUCAAACAAUGCCCUGAUUGACAAUGACUGGAGUGUAGGGCUUGGGGUCCUGCCCAAACCUGGGGCUGAUGAAGGUGUGGUUUUGAGUGGAUCACAUUCUAAGUUGAAUGAAUUUGCAAUGAAUUGCGCUAGUCGGGACAAGUACAGUUACAUAACCCAAGAAGCAGAGUGCAAAGUGUACAGGUAUAACUGUCUGCCAGUUUGUAUAAGAAGUUAUAAAGCAGCCCAAAUAAAACUAGCAGUAUAA
Molecule: messenger RNA, 2917 nt
Organism: Protopterus annectens (West African lungfish)
Lineage: Eukaryota; Metazoa; Chordata; Ceratodontiformes; Protopteridae
Product: perforin-1-like
Exons: 3
Coding region: 731-2917 (728 amino acids)
Source: RefSeq, a predicted model, not a curated record